Messenger RNA from Mercenaria mercenaria, 4405 nucleotides. Its product is annotated as atrial natriuretic peptide receptor 3-like. Gene Ontology annotation, cellular component: membrane. Lineage: Eukaryota; Metazoa; Mollusca; Bivalvia; Venerida; Veneridae. The record is from RefSeq and is a predicted model, not a curated record. Bases 536 to 2737 code for a protein of 733 amino acids. The transcript is spliced from 11 exons. Gene Ontology annotation, molecular function: peptide hormone binding; signaling receptor activity.
AUUUUACUUCUGAAUCUGUAAGUGUUAAAAGUGGAUAUUAUACUUUACAUUCCGAGAAGAGCAAUAUGCAAAAUGUUGGGAAUAUGAGAUAUGAAUUUUAACCGACAGGGUUUAAGUGGAUUAUGACUGCCUAGUAAUGUUUAUAGACAAUUUAUUAGCAGAAUAAACAGAUUAAACAUUAAAAAUUCCUCUUACUCGAAUGUGAUAUAAUUUGAAUAUAGGUGGGGGCAAAUGUCACAUGAUAUGUAGCAAAAUAAAACUACUUAUUGAUCAUGAGAUAAAUGACAAGAAUUGAGGUGAUGUUCAAACUACAUAUUGAAGGGAUAUCUAAAGAAAUUUUAUAUGAAUAGAAGUGACGUACAAAAAGUACUCAUUAACGGAAUAUAUGGAGAAAUACCACAUGAACUGAGGUACUUGUAUGGUUAGAAUUAUGUAGAAAUAUCACACGCAAUGAGAUUAUUUCAAAUUUUAUGUUGGGAAUAUGAACUAAUUCCACGUGCAUGGAGAUAAUAAAGAUACGCUAAUCAAAAUCCUCAUGCGGAAAAGCAUGGGUUUGUUUAUGUAUUUUCUGUUUUGUAGUAUUUGUCUAACAAUUCCUAUGUGUUAUUCUACGGAAAUAAAAAUAGGCGUGCUUCUACCGGAGGACAAUACAUAUCCCUAUAGUCGUAAGUGGAUAACACCAGCACUAGACAUUGCAGUUGAAAACGUCCUACCAUCUAUAAUUCCUGGAAUUAAGGUGUUACAAAUUGUGAAAGAUUCAAACUGUUCUGGCAACAUUGCACCUAUAGCGGCUUUGGAUUUGUAUACGAUUGAACAUGUGCAUGCGUUUUUCGGUCCGUUUUGUGAUUUUGCCUUAGCUCCUGUCGCCAGAUUCAGUCCUCACUGGAAUAUACCGGUACUCAGUGCAGGUGCAAAUGCUAGAGACUUCGAAAAUAAGAACGAGUAUAAAUUAUUAACUCGCGUACAUGCUAUAUACGCGAGUAAUGCUGAUGCCUUCAUUGCUAUAGCGGAUCAUUUCAACUGGACACAUUUCGCUUUUAUAUUUGACAGAGAUAGUGGUGAAGGAAAAAAUGACUGUCAUAUGUGGACUUCCAACGUAUAUUAUCUGAUAAAGGACAAAUUUCAGAGAGAAGCAUGGUAUCAUAAAAUUACAGUUACUGAUCAAUCUCGCUAUGGGGACAUUCUGCUUUCAGCGUCGCAAAAUUCAAGGAUUAUAGUUCUGUGUGCGAGUCCAGAUGUUAUAAGAGAGAUCAUGAUAGAGGCACGAGAACUCAACUUUGAUAACGGGGAAUAUGUCUUCCUAACGUUUGAACACAUUUCCAGCUCUGCUAAAAUUAAACAGCCAUGGUAUCGUGUAACUGAUACAGAUGAGGGAAACUGGAAAGCCAUGAAGGCUUAUGAGGCCCUCAUGAUCGUAAAAGUUCGCCAUCCAACAAGUCCUGACUAUAAACAAUUUGUCAGUGAGGUCAGACGAAGAACAAAUAAUCCUGCUUUAGAGGUCAGUAGUGUUGUAGGGGCAUUUCACGACGCCAUGGUCUUGUAUGGAUUGGCUGUCAAAGAUGCGCUGAAAGCUAAUGUAUCUUUAAGGAACGGUACAUUUAUUACACAACAAAUGUGGAACAGAACAUUUCAAGGUAUAACUGGAACUGUACAUAUAGACGAAAAUGGAGACAGAGUAACAGACUAUUCACUCUUGGAUAUGAACAUACUGACUGGAGACUUUGAGGUUGUUGCAAAUUACUUCGGACAAUCCAAGCGUUUUGAGUAUAUUCCAGAUAAAUUUAUACAAUGGCCAGGAAAUUACCACCAUGCCCCUCCAGACACACCGAAAUGUGGCUUUGACAAUUCUAAGUGUCCUCCUCAAGGUGGACAUGAAGAUAUCUCUACAGAGAAGUCAUUGGAAAGAAAAUCUGAGGAACUUUUACAGACUUUGCAACAAACUCUGACAAAGAUGUCUGAAACAAUUAAUGAACACAACGCAAGCUUGGUUGCAAUGACCAAACUUUUACAAGAGAAAAGACGUGUUGAUUUGGAGUCUUCAAUGAACUGCCGACCGGUAUUGCCAGAUAAGACAUUGAAAAGCAUUGACUGUACGGACAUACUCAAUAACGGUUACACGUCUUCUGGACUUUACAAGAUAUAUCCAACAGGUAGUAAAUCUGGAUACAAAGUACUGUGUGACCUGGAAACAGACGGAGGUGGUUGGACCAUAUUCCAGCUCAGAGAAAAUUUGACCUACGAUUUUUAUAGGACAUGGGUUGAAUAUGAAUACGGCUUUGGGGAGGUUUAUCCGACCUUGAAUUUCUGGUUGGGGCUAUUCCAGAUACACCAGAUCACGUCUCAAGGUGCAUACGAACUGCGAAUUGAAUUAGAGAACGUUACAAAUGACAGAGCUGUUGCACUAUACCAAGAUUUUAACGUAGGUAAUUCUACGUCAGGCUAUGCCAUCUCGGUGGGGUCCUUUAGAUAUGACCCAUAUUUCAACUUUCCCGGCGAUGCUUUGACUGGCGUAAACAACAUGAAGUUUUCAGCGCAUGGUAUGGACAAUGACGUAGAUGACGCAGUGAACUGUGCCGACUAUUGUCAUGGUGCGUGGUGGUACAAUGUAUGUGAGCAUGGAGACCCUGGUUCAGAUCUAAACGGACGUAUUGGAUCCGAAGAAUGUCGCCAGUUUUGGGCAAGUUACAGCCAUGACAGAAUAUCCAAAACAAGAAUGAUGUUAAGGCGUAAACAAUAGGAUUAUAUAUUUUGUUAUUUUUAGGACAUUCGAUCUCUGUAUACUUAUCUGUUUUAACUAACACGUUUUCUCCUCAGCAUAUACAGCUCGUGCUACAUAUUGAUUUGUCUUAGAAUAUUGUUCGCUUGAAUUAGUGUAUAACAUGUCAUACUUAUGUGAAAUUUAUGUAUAUUGUAUUUGCACAUUUCCGCUGUUUCAGUGUUUCCAGUUUGCUUUAAUAGAAAAUUUAGUUUGUGUUAAAUGUCAUGCGGUAUGUGCAAUUUAUAUAAAAGCACAUUUUGGCCAUCUUUAACCUUGAUUUUACUUAUUAGCUCACCUGAAUCUAAGGGUCAGGCUAUGCAAGGGUGGACAGGGUGGACUGUUAGUAUAAAUGGAUGAUCUACAAUUUACAUAAAAAAAUUCUCCUUUCAAGCUAUUGAUCAGAAUUUAUAUAGCGCAUCAAACUUGGCAAGUUUGUUCUAAUGGUACCGUUUGACGCUUUGUACAGACCGCCAGAGCCAGAGCAAAAAGUAGAAUUUUUUUUAAAUAGCGUCUUUCUAUGAACCUCUUGGUGGUUCUUCGUCCAGCAUGGGCUGUAGCAUCAUCAUAAAUUUUUCUCUCAAAUGUGUUCAAGUAUGGACACUUGGCCUCUUUUAGAAGCAGAUAGAACUAGAAUUCUAAACGACAUUUUUACCUUGAACUACUUAAUGGAUCUUCAUAAAACUUGGUCAGUAGCAUCGUUGUAAGGUCCUCUCUCCAUGUUAUUCAAAUCGGGUCUCUUUGACCCUUUUGUGAGCCACUCUACGUGUUGUUACUGAUGUUACAGGUAAAAAUAGUAAACCUUCAGACAAUUUCUGCCCAUGAACCACUUAAUAUUUUUUUACAAUUGUUCUGCUGCAUCAUUUUAAGGUCCCCGUCCAAUUGUGUUCAAAUGAAUCACCAGAGCUAAAUGUAGAAAUACUUUUAAACGACUUCUCAUGGACCGCUUGAUGGAUGUUCCUCAAACUAAAUCCAUUCUUCGUCUUAUUUAUAUGGGGACACUUACUGCCAGUAACCCCUUUUGGGGACCACAAACUGUAACUGGGAAUACCUUACAACAAUUUCUUCUCAAAAAGUUGAAGACUGAUCUUCAUUAGACUUGCUUUGUAGCGAUCCCAUAAAGUCUUCUGUUAAAUUCCUUCAAAUGAGGGCACGUCCUGCCUUUAAGGAGAUAUUACAGUUAACAUAGAAAUAUUUUAAUCAAGUUUUCUUUUUGUUAUUGCUUUCGUUGGGAUUUAAUGUUGCACCGACACAAUUAAUGUCACGGAAGGCCCUUUGUGUCCCUCUGUGCAUUGGGCGGGAACCUGGUAGAACCACCGACCUUCCGAAAGUCAGAUGAAUUGCUUCCUCACAUUAAGAAUUCAACGCCCCGAGUGAGGCUCUAGCCUACAUCGGUGAGGAGCAAGUGGUUCGAAGUCAACGACUCCAUUAAACUUAAUAAUAUCAUCUUCGUUAUGAUCUCUGUUAUAUGUUUUUAUACUAAACACAGCUAUAACCAUUCAUAAUUCAGUAUGUUAUACCUUAAUUCAAGGUCAGAGGCAGGGUCAGGUGAGAAACUAAGGGACCCGAUGUUUAACUUCUUAUAAAAAUAUAUUUCGCUAGAACUGAUGUAACAGUUUAGACUGUCUGUAAAAUAUAUGUGUAAGCAUA